AUGACAGAUUCGUGUGAACAUGAUAAUGUUAACAUGGUAGUGACCAGAAGUGGUAAGUCAACUGAAGAACCAGAAGAAAACAGUGCGGAGGAAGAUGGGUUGUUAGAGGUCGAUUUAGAAAUCGAAGAAACAAAGAACCCAGAGGAAGAAGUUGUGAUAAUGCCUGUAAAGGGGAAAGAAAAAGCUUCUAAACCAAUCAUCAAACUACCUUACCCUCCAAGACAAAAGAAGAAAGAUCAACAUGAAAAUAAUUUUGAGAAGUUUUUGGAAAUGUUUAAGAAACUUGAAAUAAACAUUCCAUUUUCUGAAGCUCUAGAACAAAUGCCAAUAUAUGCCAAAUUCAUGAAAGACAACACAUCCAAAAAGCGCUCCACGAAUGUAGACCCGGUCAUCCUCACUGAAACAUGUAGUGUUAUUCUCCAAGGUAUGAAAAUUCAUGUGAAAAAGAAAGAUAGGGGUUCUGUUACUAUUCCUUGCUGUAUUGGUGAUAGAAAGUUCAAGAAGGCUAUAAUUGAUUUGGGAGCUAGUGUGAGUUUGAUGCCACUGCCCAUUUACAAAAAAUUGGGCCUUGGCACCGUUUAA
Messenger RNA from Lathyrus oleraceus (garden pea), 582 nucleotides. RefSeq lists its product as uncharacterized. The transcript has a single exon. The record is from RefSeq and is a predicted model, not a curated record. NCBI's taxonomy places the organism in Eukaryota, Viridiplantae, Streptophyta, Magnoliopsida, Fabales, Fabaceae. The coding region runs from base 1 to 582 and encodes 193 amino acids.